CCCUUCUUCACUUUUGUUUGUUAUCUUACUAAAGCAUUGGUGACAAAUCUGCAGAUGGAGUCUGUGAAACCAUUGGAUGUUGUUGCUUCAGGAAAAGGAAAACUCAGACGCACAUUUGCUAAAGUUAUCAACAUUAAGAAGCUUACCGGUGUUGUUCCAGAAGGCAACAAAGUUGAGAGAGUGAAGAAGAGCCAAGAAAAGGUGAAGUUGGAUAAAGAUUUAGUGAAGAAUGCUGCAAAUCUGUCUGAGUCAUUUGACAAGCUUGAGGAAGAGUAUGAGAAAAGAUUGGCUAUGGAAGCUCUUCUUGCAAAGCUGUUUGCUACGAUUUCUUCAAUAAAAUCGGGUUAUGCGCAGUUGCAGUAUGCUCAGUCUCCUUAUGAUCCAAAUGGGAUUCAGAAAGCAGACAACUUGGUAGUAGCAGAGCUCAAGACAUUAUCAGAGCUGAAACAGAGUUUCUUGAAGAACCAGCUUGAUCCUAACCCUGAUAGAACUCUUGUUCUUGCGGAGAUUCAAGAGCUGAGAAGCGUUUUAAAGACUUAUGAGAUCACGGGGAAGAAGCUUGAGUGUCAGUUAAAGCUUAAAGAAUCUGAGAUCAUAUUUCUUAAAGAAAAGUUUCAAGAAUCCAUGAGUCAGAACAAGUUGAUGGAGAAGAGAUUAAACCAAAGUGGCCAACUUUGCAAUCCAUUGGAUCAUAAUCUUCAUCUAUCAGCGCUAAAUCCAACUCACUUCGUUACCUAUCUGCACCACACAGUCAAAUCAAUCCGAGGAUUCGUCAAGUUAAUGAUUGAGCAGAUGAAACUCGCAGCUUGGGACAUCGAUAUGGCUGCUGAUUCGAUACAACCUGAAGUGUUCUAUUACAAGCAAGACCAUAAGUGUUUUGCUUUCGAGCAUUACGUUUGCAAGAUAAUGUUUGAAGCGUUUCAUCUACCUUACUUCUCAAACGAAUCAUCGAAGAAGGAGAGUAGAGAAGACAGAGAGAUGUUCUUUGAGAGAUUCACAGAGCUUAGAUCGAUGAAACCAAAAGAGUAUUUAGCAUCACGGCCUAAAUCAAGAUUGGCUAAGUUUUGCAGAGGAAAGUAUUUGCAGCUCAUACAUCCAAAGAUGGAGCACGCGUUCUUCGGACAUUUGCAUCUUAGAAACCAAGUCACUGUAGGUGAGUUUCCGGAGACAAGCUUGUGCACUGCGUUUCUCGAAAUGGCGAAAAGGGUUUGGCUUUUACAUUGCCUUGCUUUCUCCUUCGACCCUGAAGCUUCAAUCUUUCAAGUAUCUAGAGGUUGCAGAUUCUCCGAAGUGUACAUGAAGAGCGUGACGGAGGAUGCGUUUUUCUCUCGGUCGGAGGAAGAAGAAAGCUCUUCGGAAACUGAGCCGGGAGUUGCGUUUACGGUGGUUCCUGGGUUUAGAAUUGGGAAAACGUCGAUACAAUGUGAGGUUUACCUCUCGCGGUCACGUCAACGCCGUCCGAUCAGUUAGAUUCCGACGAUGACGUCACAGGGGUAUUAGUGUAAUUUAGGUGGUGGGGACUUUUUGGGGUGUAGGAAUAAUAAAUGAGGAGAGAAAAU
Molecule: messenger RNA, 1559 nt
Organism: Arabidopsis arenosa
Lineage: Eukaryota; Viridiplantae; Streptophyta; Magnoliopsida; Brassicales; Brassicaceae
Source: the annotation of a GenBank genome assembly